CACGCUGCCUUUUCCCUUUUCUCUACCGUUGCUUUGCUUCUUUUUUCCCACAGAAAUCAAACGAAAAAUCCCAAUUAAAAUUUGUGUGCUCAAAUUUUAUAAAUGAUGGAGUAUUUUAUGGGGGAUUAUGCUGAAUUUUCUUCGGUGGAUAAUAUUAAUCUCAACAGUAAUGGUAAUGGUGCUCAUUUUACUGUGGAUGAUUUGCUAGAUUUUUCCAAGGAGGAUGUGGCGAUGACCGACGCAUUUUUCGACAGCUUGGCUGGAAAUUCGGGCGAGUCCUCAGCUGUCACCGCCGUUGACAGCUGUAAUUCGUCGCUUUCUGACGGUGGCGAUGGCCUAUUAAAUGGACAUGUUAGUUGCCGCAGCUUCAUCGGCUCUCAAUUUUCCGGCCAUGAACUCUGCGUUCCAUGCGACGAUUUAGCGGAACUGGAAUGGCUUUCAAAGUUUGUGGAGGAAUCAUUCUCAAGCGACGAUGUUCACAACCUUCACUUCAUCCCCGCCGAACCUACCGCCGCCUCCUCAUCCUCCUCCGCCACCAAAAUUUCAGUCUCCCCAAUCAACCAUUCACCACCUCCGCCGCCUAUUUUCCCUUCCCAUGUCCCCGUCCCAGGCAAAGCCCGCAGCAAGCGCUCACGCGCUGCCCCAUGUGACUGGUCCUCCCGCCUUCUCCUCUCUUCGCCGCCUUCCUCCACCUCCAACAAUCACUACGGUAAUGCCACCAUCAACGCAAACCCCAACCACAAGCCCAUGAAAACGCCGCCGUCUAAAAAAAGGGGACCAACUGAAACCCCAGGCCGGAAAUGUCUGCAUUGCGCCUCAGAGAAAACUCCGCAGUGGAGAACCGGUCCAAUGGGCCCAAAAACUUUAUGCAACGCUUGUGGGGUCCGCUAUAAGUCCGGUCGGCUCGUACCAGAAUACCGACCAGCUGCUAGCCCGACUUUCGUAUCCACCAAGCAUUCAAAUUCCCACCGGAAAGUGGUGGAACUCCUGCGGCAAAAGGAGUUGCAGAUGCAGCUGCAGCAGCAACACCAGGGGCAGUUGCUUAGUCAAACAUCAAUUUUCAACAUAAACGGCUGUGAUGAUUUUCUCAUUCAUCGUCACAAUGGUGCUGACGGUCCUGAUUUCAAGCACGUGAUCUAGUGCAGUGGAUACUAAUUUUAUGGUUUUAAAGUAACCAGUCAUAACCCCAUUUUUCUAAUGCACUACUGCGGUUUGGAAAUUUGGAUUUUGGAGGAAAAGGAAUUUCCGUAGAGAAGUUACUACAGAUGGAGGGAGAAAAUGGUCAAUUCAAUUGUAGAAGUUGUAGGCUUUUUACAAUUGGCUAAUUAUAUUACUACAACAAUUUUUAUUUCUUGCAUUACAUUUUAAUUACACUUAAAGUUCUUAAUCUUUGUUCAUUAUAGUACUUAUGUCCCUAAUGGAUUUUCAUG
Olea europaea var. sylvestris is the source of this 1430-nucleotide messenger RNA. RefSeq names its product GATA transcription factor 9-like. Bases 103 to 1140 code for a protein of 345 amino acids. Gene Ontology annotation, biological process: positive regulation of DNA-templated transcription. Gene Ontology annotation, cellular component: nucleus. Lineage: Eukaryota; Viridiplantae; Streptophyta; Magnoliopsida; Lamiales; Oleaceae. The transcript is spliced from 2 exons. Gene Ontology annotation, molecular function: zinc ion binding; sequence-specific DNA binding. The record is from RefSeq and is a predicted model, not a curated record.